Molecule: messenger RNA, 639 nt
Organism: Oppiella nova
Lineage: Eukaryota; Metazoa; Arthropoda; Arachnida; Sarcoptiformes; Oppiidae
Source: the annotation of a GenBank genome assembly
UAUCAGUCGGGCCGUGACGGGGCACGACUACGCAAGUCUACCCUUCAUUUCGGUAAACAACCCGAAGGGGACAGUAGGGUCGGGGCCGAGCAGUUGCACGUUAAGGUGAACCAGGAUGUCAAGCACCAGGAGGUGUUUGGAUUUGGCGGUGCUUUUACCGACUCGACCGGUAUUAAUAUACGCAAAGCCGGGGAUAAAUUGGGGGAUCAGAUACUGAGGGAUUAUUUCAGCAAGGACGGUAUUGAAUAUAGCGUGGGUAGGAUACCCAUUGGCGGGUCGGACUUUUCUACCCAUCCAUACGAGCUGGAUGAUGGUGGCGAGGAUAAGACACUGUCUAAGUUUAAUCUCACCAGCGAGGAUCUUGAGGAUAAAGUAAGUGUUUACCUAGAAGCAUACAAAGCCCACAACAUAACCCAUUGGGGCAUAACUGUCCAAAAUGAACCUAUGGCCUCCCAGAGCUGGAACUCCAUGAGGUACACGGCUGAGACCACCCGGGACUUUGUCGCUAAAACACUGGGACCUGAGUUAGAGGCCAGUGGUUGGGGACCCGACAAACUCAAGCUCAUGGUAUUGGACCACAACCUGGAUCUGGUGAAGGAGUGGGUGCGCGUCAUAUUUGCCGACAAAACUGCCGCCAAA